This is a messenger RNA of Cylindrotheca closterium, 1419 nucleotides long. NCBI's taxonomy places the organism in Eukaryota, Bacillariophyta, Bacillariophyceae, Bacillariales, Bacillariaceae. The record is from the annotation of a GenBank genome assembly.
AUGAUGUUUCCACAGGCACAGUCGCAUGGGAAUGUCCUUACGUUCACACCGCCUGGAUUCAAGCAAUCUUUGAAUGUCAAGUUUCCAGACAGUCGGUUACCGGUCUGCGAAAAGUGCAAGAAGAACUUUAAAACUAGGGAUAUGUGUCGUGUUCGCAACGGACAUACAGCGGCACCUUGGACAACUGCUUUUAUCUGCAUGACUCUGGACGAUUCUUGCACCGAUGCUCAUGGAAAGUAUGUAGACAAGCCCUUUACUGUCCGCAUGGUUCCAUGGCAACCUUACUGCGUGAAGGAACCCUUUGACCCUAAAACACCCGUCUGUGCUGGGUGCAAACGAACCAACCGAACGCGAUCAUUCUGUCGGGAACGGCAUCGACAUCGACAACUGCCUUGGUGCACAGUCUAUUGUGUAUUGAGUGCAGUCGACACGGUAGACGCCAAUACCAUAGUUGCUGCACCUAGUAGGCCGGUGGAAGAGUCAUCCAAAAGUGAAAAUGAUAAGGAUAGCCCAGUUAAAGAGGACGAAUCCAAGGAGGCAUCUUCGCCCGCCAAUGGAGAAACUGAGUCGAAAUCUGAUUCUACCAAGGAAGGGGACGAGAACACUAAGCCUGCCGAAAAGGGAUCAUCAGGGGAAGGUGAUGAUAUCCACCAAAUUCCAGACAGCAGGACUUUCUUGGCAAAAGUAUCUUGCAAGUCAAUCUCGAUACACUGGCUAGAACUUGCAGAAUCUGACGGAACUGACGUAGGGGUCAUUCCUAACAUGCACCAACAUGUGGAUCCGAACGCAUAUGCCAUGGGCCCAGGGGGGCCUGGCAUGCCAAUGCCACCAGAUCCAAAUCAUCCGCCAUACUACCACCAUCCAAACAUGUAUGCUCAGCAGCAUCCACAUUCAUUAAAGAAUCAACAACAGUACUUCUUUCCGAUGCAACGACACCCAUCACCGUAUGCAACUUCGUGGCCACCGCACCAUUACCAACAACACCCACACAUACUGCAUGGACAACAACUUGCUUCGCCACCCGGUGCACCUCCGCCGCCACCACCUCCUCAAGGUGAAGGAUCGUCGCCACCAUUAGUUACGGCUGGUGAAGCCGCAGCUCAGCAACUCAAGAGGAACAGGGAAGAUGAUCGCGGGCAAAGCCCAAUGCAUCAUCCACCUCCAGGGCAUCCUCACGGACCACCACCUGGACCUCAUGGCCAACAACAGCAGUGGAUGUUGUACCAACAAAUGUACCAGUCCGCUUUACCGCCCAUGUCACACGCAUCGGCCUAUCCACCGCAAAUUGGACGACACAUGCCUCCACCUGAAGGAGGUCCACCCAUGAUGCAUCCACCAGACAAUCCAUACAACAGGCCGCAAUCACCACCAAACGGCAAAGAACACGAAGCAGAUCCCAAGCGCCAGCGGCUCGGCUAA